Messenger RNA from Zeugodacus cucurbitae (melon fly), 942 nucleotides. RefSeq lists its product as uncharacterized. The record is from RefSeq and is a predicted model, not a curated record. Lineage: Eukaryota; Metazoa; Arthropoda; Insecta; Diptera; Tephritidae. The transcript is spliced from 3 exons. Bases 243 to 605 code for a protein of 120 amino acids.
GUGCAAUGCUCUUGACGACUAGUGUAGAAAUAGAAGUUGCAGGCGCUGCAGCGCAAUCAUUGAAGGCGAAACGCGUAGCCGAAAAACAUGUUCUUCCAGCGUGACUACUAAGAAUACUACGAAGUGAAGACGACGCACUAGUGUUGUGGAGUAAAAGUGAGAUUAGUACAGCUAUUGAAAGAGAAAGUGUAGCUAAAAUUUAGCAAAAAUAAGAAAAAUAAUAUAAUUUUAAACAAAAAAAUAUGCCGCGAACCACUCGCUUGCUCUUGCUCUUACUAUCCGCCUGCGUACUAAGCGUGCUCCAACAGCGCGUAACGGUCAACGCUGACACAAAAGUGCUCAACAUACUAAGCUUAAAUCAGCCUGGCAAUAGCCGUUAUGAGGUCAUCUCACUGGAGAAUGCCGGCACCGCAGAUGAGGAGUUGGUGAUUAAAGGCAAUCGGACCGUAGAAUUGGGUCCUCCAAACUCGUUGGGUCUCAUUUAUAUGGUGGUAACGGAGUAUACUGCCGAUAAUAAUGGUUAUCGUGUGCACUCUCGUAUUGAGGCGGUACCGCUAUUGGAAACGCGUUUGAGUUCGAGUCUGCUAAUGUCCGCAGCGGGUUAGUGAGCCGAGGAAGCUCGAUGUUUUUAAGUGUUUCGAAUUUAUUAAUUAGAAAAUGUGUGUUGUGAAGGCGUAGAUUUGAAAUUGAUUCAUUUUUGAGUAUUAUUUUCCACUAUUUGGUACUUAACCCGUUGACAACGAGGCAGAGUCAUAUUGGCCGGAACAGUUCUUUAUAUAUUUUUAUGUCUUUUUUUGUUACAUUUUGUGAAGAGCAAGCGUUUUAUAAUUAUGCUUAAGAUCUAUAUAUACAUAUAUUUAUAUACUAUAUCAAAUAUUAAAUAUUGAAAAUAUAAUUUGAAUAAAAUCUGUUAUAUGGCUGUUAUUUAGAGCUUUAGUUAAA